Messenger RNA from Coturnix japonica (Japanese quail), 9066 nucleotides. RefSeq names its product PITPNM family member 3 (gene PITPNM3). Gene Ontology annotation, molecular function: phosphatidylinositol binding; phosphatidylcholine binding; metal ion binding. NCBI's taxonomy places the organism in Eukaryota, Metazoa, Chordata, Aves, Galliformes, Phasianidae. Gene Ontology annotation, cellular component: cytoplasm. Gene Ontology annotation, biological process: phospholipid transport. The record is from RefSeq and is a predicted model, not a curated record.
AGCCCUGAGGUGGAGCUGGAGGCGAGGCGCGCCCACGCUCGAUGCGAGGCUCCGAAAGUGCAGCUAGCUAUGGGAGCAGACCAGGUUGUACAUGACUUUAUCCAUCUGGGCCUUGAAAACUCCAAAAAAUGAAGAUUGCACAAUUCUGAAGAGCUGCUUCAAUGAAUGUUCUUCUGUGGAAAACGUUUUUCCCUAAAGCUGCUGGCCUACGCAGAUUCAUUGGUGAUCAGUGGCACAUGCAGAACAUCCUCAAAGACUCUGUGGAGAGCUCUGAUGAUGAGUUCUUUGAUGCUCGAGAAGAGGUGGUGGAAGGAAAAAGUGCUAUUCUCAUUGGCAUGAGCCAGUGGAACUCUAAUGACCUUGUUGAGCAGAUAGAAACAAUUGGGAAGCUGGAAGAAAAUCAAGGUGAAGAAUCUGUGUUUUGCUCAUCUGGCUUUCUACAGGAAAAGCAACGUGAAUUAUAUCAUGACUCUUUAAGAAAACAAAGGUUACCUGCACAAGGCAGUAUUGAAAUACAUGAAGACAACGAGGAAGUAGUUCAACACCAGAAAUGCAAAACUCGUGUGCUAAUUCUGAUCCUACAUGGAGGGAACAUCUUAGACACUGGGGGAGAGGAUCAUAGUAGCAAGCUGGCAGACAUCAACACCUUCAGUUCUGUCUUUGAGAAGGUGACCCAAGCCCAUUUCCCUGCUGCUUUGGGCCACAUCUUAAUCAGGCUUGUUCCCUGCCCAGCAAUCUGUUCAGCAGCCUUCUCUCUUGUUUCCAGCCUAAAUCCCUACAGCUAUGAUGAAAGCUGUCUCAGCAGCAGUGAAGACCACAUCCCACUGGCUGCUUUGCCCUUGCUGGCUGUUUCAUCCCCUCAGUACCAGGACGCAGUUGCCAUGGUGAUCAGUAGAGCAAACCAAGUUUACAAUGACUUUCUCAAAUCUGCAGAUGGAGUUGGCUUUAACGGGCAGGUAUGUCUCGUUGGUGACUGCAUUGGAGGCAUUUUGGGGUUUGAUGCCAUCUGCUGUAAUACUAGAACUGAUGAGAGUCAGAACAGUAGCAGGAGAGGAAGCGUCAGCAGCACCCAGGAUAAUCCCCUUUUAACAGAGGACUGCAGUCUGGGUGGCAGAAAGCAUCUGAGUAAAAGCAAUAUUGACAUCUCAGAAAUCAUGGACGAUGAGGAGCCAAGACAGCUGUUACCUAGGAAGCAGAGUGAUUCAUCCAGCUACAACUGUGAUACUAUAACACAUCAUCAUGCUUUCCUGUCUUGCAUCCACUCAAGUGUGUUGAAAGGUGACGCAGACUUUCUUCCUGUGAAUUCCAGUCUCUCAGAUGUAAACCUGGGCCGGUUUGAUUUUGAGGUGUCUGAUUUCUUCCUCUUUGGAUCACCGCUUGGUUUGGUGCUGGCCAUGAGGAGUACUGUUCUUCCGGGCCUGGAUGUUUGUCAGUUUCGGCCAGCCUGCAACCAAGUGUACAGUUUCUUUCACUCUGCUGACCCAUCUGCCUGCAGACUUGAACCAUUGUUGGAGAAAAGAUUUCAUCUCCUGCCUCCAUUCGGUGUCCCACGAUACCAGAGAUACCCACUGGGGGAUGGAAGAUCUCAUCAGUUAGGUGAUGCUAUUCAAAACUACAGUGCUCUGUUCCUUGAGAACAGCUCUUUGAACAUACCUCACUCUCAAGAGAGUUCUGAAUCUCCGAACACAUCUCAGAAGCAAGAGAGAAGGUUGAGCUUGGCCAGCACAAACAGUGAAAAUUCAGGGUCAGCAGAGAGCUUGUCAUCAGCAUGCCUCACCAGCAUUAAUGCCAAGUGGUGGGGAACAAAGCGGAUUGAUUAUGCCUUGUAUUGUCCAGAUGUCCUGACAGCAUUCCCUACGGUCGCCCUGCCACAUCUCUUCCACGCCAGCUACUGGGAAUCCACAGACGUUGUGGCAUUCAUUUUAAGACAGGUGAUGAGAUAUGAAAAUGUAAAUUUCAAAGAAAAUGAUAGCCUGGAUCCAGCAACACUGAGCCCAUCCAAUCCACGAGAAAAAUGGCUACGCAAAAGGACACAUGUCAAAUUGAGAAAUGUGACUGCUAAUCAUCGAGCAAAUGAUGUAAUUGCUGCAGAAGAUGGUCCUCAGGUACUUGUUGGGCGCUUUAUGUAUGGGCCUCUGGACAUGGUAGCUUUAACAGGUGAAAAGGUUGAUAUCUUCGUAAUGACUGAGCCAUCUUCUGGUAGGUGGGUGUAUUUUGACACAGAGAUAUCCAACAGCAGUGGCCGGAUAUCCUAUAGCAUACCCAAACAGAAGAGACUGAGAAUUGGUGUAUAUCCCAUCAAAAUGGUGGUCAGAGGGGACCAGAGCAGUGCCACAAGCUACCUGACUGUGCUUCCCCGAGGAAUGGAGUGUGUUGUGUUCAGCAUUGAUGGUUCAUUUGCAGCAAGUGUUUCAAUAAUGGGAAGUGACCCCAAAGUCCGAGCUGGGGCCGUCGAUGUGGUAAGACAUUGGCAGGACCUAGGAUAUCUGAUUAUCUAUAUUACUGGCCGUCCAGAUAUGCAAAAACAGCGUGUGGUUUCAUGGUUAUCUCAACACAACUUCCCUCAAGGAAUGAUCUUCUUCUCUGAUGGACUUGUUCAUGACCCACUGCGACAAAAGACUAUUUUUCUACGGAAUCUCAUGCAAGAGUGCCACAUCAAAAUCUGUGCUGCAUAUGGUUCAACAAAGGAUAUUUCCGUUUACAAUGUCUUGGCUCUGUCGCCAUCCCAGAUCUACAUAGUUGGACGAUCUACAAAGAAAUACCAGGCACAGUGUCAAUUCCUUAGUGAGGGUUAUGCAGCCCACUUGGCCUCACUGGAGUUCAGUCUUCAUUCACGAUCCAAAAAGAACAACUCUCGGAUGAUCUUGAGAAAGGGCAGCUUUGGCCUCCACUCUCAACCUGAAUUUUUGCGCAAGAGAAACCAUCUCCGCAGGACUAUGUCUGUACAGCAACCUGACCCACCUUCUGCAAACCCCAAACCAGAGCGUGCCCAGAGCCAGCCUGAGUCAGACAAAGAUCAUGACAGGCAUCUGCCUUCCAUUGCUUGGGUUAGGGGUGGAGUCCACAAAUUUGAGUCUGUUCCAUAGGAAGCCUGAGGCUGUAGAUUUUGGGUGUCCUCUAUUUAACUUGUAGUCAUGCCUCAAAGGUAUUAUUUAGGCUGCUUCAAACUCGGAGGUGUAGAGGGGAAACUGUCUUCCCUGCUCUGGAAAAUGUCUUCUUAUACCAACCAGGGAACUUUCAGUUUGUUCUCUUGAUGUUUUGGGAAAUUUUAAAACACUCUAAAACUAUCUCAAAUGCUUAAACAUUAAAGCAAACAGGAAAAAAGUAGUCUUCAGUUAUUUAGUUAUUUUUUACAACAGAUUCAAUAAAACGUACAAUAAGAGAAAAAGCUGCUACAGGCUUUUUACUUGAAAGAAGGAUUGUAGUAUCAGCUAACUAGCUGCACCCAGAACAAUAUAAACAGUAGGUCCUAUAGGUUACAGAGAAAGUUCACACUUAAACCAUUAGUUUCAUCUCUUGCCAGUUCACUUUUGAUAGUGAUACAUUUGUAAGGGAAGCAGAGGUGAGAGUACAAUAGUGGGUCAUCAGGAUCUGUACAGCAAGAUGAUUUUUGGGUGCCUUGAGUCCAGGAUUUCUUUUCAGCUUAUACUGUUGGUCAACAUACACUAAUAUAGGCACUCAUGCUGCAUAAGGUGCUGGACAUCAAGUAAAUAGAACUCUGCCUGCGAACCAAAUCAUAAACGCUUAAUGUUAGUAAUAAACAUCUCUGCCACAGUUUGAAGUAGUCAGUGUUGCUGUAUGCAAAGUGAUGUGCAGGUGUACAAAACAGUGUGAUUUUUGUGAAACUUGGUGACUGUGUAAAAUGUGUGAACUGUGUGUCUCUGACCAUUUCAGACUGAGACACAGAUUCUAAGAUGGAAGCCUUAAGGGAGCCUUUUUACUAAGGGGUCUGAGAUCUGCAGAGCAGUCACUUUUUCCAUUAUUCUGACUAGAAUCUUUAAUCUGCAGGAUAAAAAAUAAAUGCUAAUGGAGUAAAUCAUGUACCUUCUCAUGCUUUACAGCAAGUGCUCUGCUAAGACAAUCUAUAGCAAUCAAAGUUGCAGUAGUUGAGCUUCAAAGAAUGGAGGUGCCAAAUGUGUGUUUUCCUUCUUACUUCUUUUCGAUCUUUUUCUUACUAGAAGUAAAACGUGUGAAAUUUUCCGUAAGUGAUAAUAUUUCUAAACUAAAUGUUGUAGUUAGUUUAACAUAGCUGCAGUUUGCUGGUUCUUUAUGCAACUAUUUCCACCGUGCUAAAUUAAUGAUCAUAACUUUUAUGAUAGAACUGAUGUAUGUUUCAAAACCUGCAAUGAAGUUGCUACAGCACAAAACCAGUUUUCUUUUAAAGUUCAAAUCAAACUGUUUACCCUGAGAAAGCUUACAGUCAACACAUGACUUCUUAAGCUGUUUCUGUAUUUGUUUGACUUCCCUCCCUAAGUUUUUUAGCACUGGGAGAAGGAUGUUGUUAAUGAUUUCAAAGUCGGUACGUAAAACAGAGAAACAGUGCCAUGAAAAACUAUGAGGGUGGUGCAGAAGUAAGUCCAAUAAUUCCCAGUUCACACAAAAUUUUCAGUUUGCUUUUUGAAGGACAGCUUUGUGGCUUUUGUCUUAAGAGGCAACCAGAAAAAUAGUGUAUAAAUGAUGGUGAUUAGCAAGUUUCUGAGUUACGUAUUUCAAAUAUCCUGAAAGAUCUCUGGCACAUCAGUAGUUUUUUAUAAUGCUUCCUGUAAGGGAAGAGGAAAUUUUUUUGCUGAAAACUUAGGAAGAAUGUUAAGAUUUUAGUGGUUCAUGUUCAUUAGGAAGAGGUAACUUCUGUUACUGGAGCCUGGGGUUUUUAAUCUCUGCUGCCAAGGUAGCCAGCUGCAAAAGCUAAAUGAACUACACAGAAGCAGUCUUCGCGUUUACAUUUUUCACAGUAGUUUCACAGCCGUUCAAGCCAUAACUUUUAAGUAGUUUUCAGUGUUUUAUCAUGGUCCACUGUGUGUUUUUAUUCUGAUUGUGUCCAUUUCUUUCCUUAGCCUCUGCAGCUAGGAGGAGAUUGCACCAGGUAGACCAGAGAGCAUACUCCAUCUUCCUCCAGUCAGUUCACUGCUUGCAGAGGUGUCAGAGAAGAUGUUAGAGCAGGGAAGGCUUCUUAUCAUACUGAUGAGGUUUUCUUUCCUGCCGCUGAUCUAGGAAAGAAAAAAAGCAGGUAGCAAAAUGUACAUCUGAUGUUUAUAUCUGUGCUUCUUUCCUGUUAAGUAAAUCUUGCUUUAACAGACAGCAAAAAAAAAUUUUAAAAAAGGCAAUGCCCAGAGUACAUCCUCUGAAAAGACCAGCCCAGUGUCUGACCAAUACAUGGCUGAUAUAACAGAGCAGUCUUGGCAGCCUCCUAGGAAAACAAACAUUCUUUUUUCUUGUGUUUCCAUGACUGGCAGUUUUGACUCUUGCCAGAGCAUACCCAGUGGAAUAUAAGUAUUUUGAGCAUGCUCUUGGUUGUUGGUUUUAAAUAGGUGAAUGAAUUGAAGAGUGGAGAAAUGCAAAGAGCAAACUUGAAAUUUGCUUAGAGGACAUAAAGUCAACACUGACUGCAGAAUUUGAACUUAAUUUCUUAAGCACUGGGUGCUGGGUAGCAGUAUCCUCAUAGUAAUCACUAUACCUACUAGUAUUAGCAAAAUUAAUUCUGGUUUAGCGGUCUACCUCUAUCAUCCAAAAUCUAUUUGCUGAAUUAAGUUGCUAACUUAAAAAAAAACCUCCUUCCUUUCUAAAGAGAUCUGCGUGUAAUUCUGUGACUGUUGUUAAAAGACUACAUAUAAACACAAGGCUAGAUGAAUCUCCCAGGUUUAUUUUUUUUAGUCGCUGUGUUGGUUCUCUAUAUGUAUCUACAGUAUAUUAUGAGCUAAAAGUAGUAAAACAAGUGCUACUCUUUGUGCUUGAUUGAGAGUGGUAACAAUUCAGUCUCUAAAUGUCAUAUUGGAAUUCAGCUGGAAAUAUUUUCUCUGACUUUGUUUCCUAUGAGAGCUCACAUGUUCGUUUCAUCAUGCCAACACUACUCAGGGAUAGAAUGGUUUAUUGCCUGAUAGCAUGCCUCCAUCUGAGCACUCUGACAAACAAUGGUGCGGGCAUCGGUUUGGAAGGUAAGGCUUCAUGCUUGUUUGGAGCUUAUCUUCACAAACAUCAGAUGCUUUUCUUUUGAAAGCAUCAGCUAGCUGCCACUAAAUAGAACUUAUAGUCUUAUCUCCAACAAAAGACUAUGAAAGAGAUAGUAGUGACUCAGGCAUCUCACAGCUCAGUUGGCAGUUCAGUACUUUGCAGACAUGGUUAAGGAAUUCAAUUGCUUGGGCUUUUUUUUGGCCUUUUUCCCCCCAGUUACACUUAGGACAAUUUCUGAUGAAUCACCAGUUUUUUACAGCAUAUUUUUUUCAAUGCCAUUUUCUCCGGCAACAUUUGCUUCUAGUCAGUGCUUUAGUUUUAUGCUUUGUCUACAUAAAACCAUGCGGCCAUUCAUGGACAUUCAUUUUGUGUGGGGAUUACAGUUUCACUUCAGUUAUCACGGAGGGAUUAUCAGUCCUCCUAAGCCAGCCAUUCACUGAGGUUGAGCACGAUCCUACAGCCUUUCAGUUCUCUACUGGUUCCUCACCGCUGCAUUCUCUGUACGGGCAGCACUUUCUUUAACCUUAAAGGCUGUGGAAGUUCUGAAGCUUUUCCACAGAAAGGAAACAGACAGAGAAAGCUGCAUAUUACAGAGAAGCACUUACACUUACCUGCUGAAUAGAAGAAGCAGAAGUGAAACCGUGAAAUACAAAGCUGUUAUUUCAAUAAGUGCUGAAGCGGUAGAACAAGUGAAUACAAAGUAAGCCACACCUGAAAGCACUUACUUUACUUCUUUGAAUUGUUGAUGUAUAUCCAGUUUCAAAUUACUGUAUUAGACAAAAAGUAAAACCAACUGUGAUCAGUCGCCGUUUUAGACUUACCAAGAUUUAUCUGAGGUAUUGUGAAAACACACAUUUCCACUGUCACAUACGUUGUAUGUGUGUAACUAUUGAAAGCAACCUUAAGUGAUGUUUUGUUUCUUCUUUCACAGCAAAAUUGUAUUUUUUUUUUUUAAACAAUGACUGUGUUUAUUCAAUUAAAAAAAGUAUUUGCAUAUGCUGAUGCACUUGGAACAGAUUACACCUAUUUAGUUUUGUGGCAUGGUUUAUGUUUAUUCUGCAUAAAAAUUGUAUCAAGUGUAAAAUUGACACGGCAUUGAUCAUUGUUCUUGUUCCUUAGGGAUUCAUGAGAGUUGCUAUUCUGAUUUGUUGCACAUCACUUCUCUACUACGUAGGGAAGUCAUUUCUAAACAAAAUAAAAGCUUUUUACUCAUUAUGUAGAAGUGCAGAUACCACAGAGAAAUACACUUAAUACUUUCAUCUAUAAUUAAAAUAAAUGCAGCAACAUUUACCGUGAAGCUCCACCAUCUUGCAAAAUAGCCUCGCUUUGCUUUUGUUAGUGAACACAUUGUCUUAUUUGCACAUUGCAAGAUCAUGACACUGCUAAUAUGUGUUUUUAAGUCCCUGAUAGUUAAGGCUGUAGAAUUAUCAUGUAUUUCACAGUAUAAAUUCAGAAGGGAAAAAUGAAAUUCUUUAUUCGUUUCCUGUCCUAAAUGCAUUAAAAACUUCAUUUGAAAGCAUUUUUAAUUGUACCAGAAAACCAAAGGUAUUUUCAGCUUUUAUAAUUUGUAACUGCUGCAAUAAUUGUUACUGAACAGAUGGGAUUUUCCACAUUUUUCCUCCUUUUGCCUAUAAGCUACAGACAGUGAGUAUGUUAUCAAAGUACAAGACAAUCCCAGUGUGGACCCUUUCUUAAUAAGCUUGUUGGCUUAACAGUGGAGAGAAGAUGAGAUUGUGUGGAGUGCAGUUUCAUAGGUUUUUCUGGUUUCAGCUUGAAAUACAAGAUCUUAAAUCAAGAUUUCUGCAUUGAAGUGUUACUUUCAGUCAUUCAGGGGAGAAAGCAGCACUUUUCAUUCUCUUCUGGAGUUGGUAGGAGAUAGACAGAAUUCCCUAAGCGCAAACAUUUCCAGCUUUCUUCCUCAGCUUCUGUGAGAGCAGUGAUUAUUUAUGAUCUAUGUUCAUAGCAUCCAUAGAAAUUGUGGUUUUAACAAGGUAAUUUGACUUCAAUUCUAUUUAAUUGUUCAACUGUAACUUUAAGUUUCUAUUUAUGAUCCUAAAAUAAAAAAAAAGGAGGGGGGGGGGGGGGGGGGGGAAUAUGUGUGUGUGUGUAAUAACAUAAUAACACACCUUUCUGGAUGAAGAGAUCUCUUUUUCUUCAGAAACAGGAAAUGUCCCUGAGCAGCUAAAAUCCUGUGCCAUGGACUCUGUGAUCCAAGUAAGGUAUUGGUAUUCCCUCUCUCCUUCCUUUUAAAUUAAGCCCAAGGUAAUGGGAUUAAAGUUUUUCUAUUUUAAUUUAACCCAAUAAGCAACCUUUAAAAUAUCAUAUCCUUGUUGGGAGGGUGGAGGAGCAUGAAGGAAAUUUUGGCAGAUUAAUUUAUAAGGUUGUAUAGAACUCAAGUGGAGGAGGAGAGGGGGAAGGAGAGGAAGAAACAGGUUUACAGUGAUCUGCUGAGAUGGGUUAACAGAGAUUACUAUGAAACUUAACACUUGUAGCCUCUAAGGGUUAGCAGUUCCGGGACCUCUGGUGUGGAGGCCAGAAUGGCAGCCCUCUCACAGAACCCCAAGCUGUUUCCAUAUUUUUCUAUUUGUUGGGGAGGGGAAAGGAUGGUCCACUUAGAACUGAAUUCCUAUAAGUAAACUUGAAAUUGUACAUUUUCUUUCAGUCUAUAGUUUUAUUGAGUGUAAACUUUUAAAUAUUGUUUGUCAGUGGGAAGGUUCUAUCUUGUGACAAAUGUUUAUAUUUCUUAUGGCUGCCUUGUAAAGAUUCAAAAAUGUACAAUAAUGCAUUUCUUAAUAUGAAAUAAGGAGUAAGAUUUCUACAACUCGUAUAGAUUUUGAUGUGAGCUGGUUUUUAAAAUCUUAAAUUAAUCAAAUAAAACCUUCCUUGCCUUUAAGCAAA